This is a messenger RNA of Fusarium mangiferae, 1443 nucleotides long. RefSeq lists its product as uncharacterized. The transcript has 7 exons. Gene Ontology annotation, molecular function: transmembrane transporter activity. Gene Ontology annotation, biological process: transmembrane transport. The record is from RefSeq and is a predicted model, not a curated record. The coding region runs from base 1 to 1443 and encodes 480 amino acids. NCBI's taxonomy places the organism in Eukaryota, Fungi, Ascomycota, Sordariomycetes, Hypocreales, Nectriaceae. Gene Ontology annotation, cellular component: membrane.
AUGGGAGUCGUCGCAGCCUUGAAAAGGAACAAAAUUGGGGCAGUGGUGGUGUCGGUGUUUGACUGGUACACGUCGGAGUACCCCAAAGAAGAGAGAAGACUUCUUCGCAAGCUUGAUCUCGCCAUCCUUGUCUUCGGAUCUCUAAGCUUCUUUUGCCGCGUCAUAUGCACAAGUCACCAAAGGGAAAGGCCUGAUUUACAAAUCCUUCGUACAGAUAAUACGGCCUACGUCUUGGGUCAGAUUCCACUUAUGACACUGCAAACAAAAGGAAAACUUGCGCCAUUCCUGCUUCCUUCGCUCCAGAUACUUUGGGCCGUUAUUGCCUUUUGUCAGUCAGAGAUCAAGCAUAGCUGGCAACUUUAUAUUUUGAGGGCCCUGACUGGGUUCCUCGAGGCAAGUUCGUUUGGCGGCACCCAUCUCAUCCUUGGCUCGUGGUUCAAGAAUGAAGAACUCUUCAAAAGAGCUGGUGUAUGGUUCAUGGGCAAUUCACUCGGCUCCAUGUUCUCUGGAUACCUCCAAGCUGCUGCAUACCGAAACCUCAAUGGCGUUUUUGGACGUGCUGGCUGGCGAUGGUUGUUUAUUGUCCAAGGUAUCAUUACGUUGCCCCUUGCCUUUCUGGGAUUCGUCGUCUGGCCUGGGCUUCCUACAUCGCCGAGAAGGUGGUAUAUGACUGAGGAGGAGCAUACUCUUGCUCUCAAGCGCAUCCCUACCGUCGAGAAAGAGGGAAUCACAUGGAAGACGUUCAAGUAUACUCUGAGUCGUCCCAUGUGGUGGAUUUGCGUCUCGUGCUACAUAUUCUUGUGCCAGGCGCAUUAUUGGACGGGUUAUAUGGCCCUUUGGCUUCGUCACGCUGGCUACUCCAUCGAGCUCGUCAACAUUCUACCCACGUUUAUCGACCUACUCCGCGCCAUCUCCUCCUGGCUUGGCACAACACUCGCGGGAUGUCUCAGUCUUCGGGGACUGUGGACAUUCCAGGCCUCCUUUGUGUUCUUUGCAUGUAUUGUACUAUCUAUAUGGACGGUGCCCGAUGGUCUGAAGUUCGUCGCUUUUUACUUCGGUGGCUUCUCAGGCAUGGCAUCGCCCAUUCUUUACUCAUGGGUCAACUCCACCUUAAAAGAAAACUACGGCGAACGUGGACUCAUCAUUUCCUCUAUGAUGACGCUGGGCUUUUGCAAUCAGAUCUGGAUUCCGCUUUUCACAUUUCCAACAGUCGAGGCGCCAAAGUUCCCAAAUGGAUACCCAGCGGCAACAGUGUUUGAGUUUACUAUGUGGGCGAUCCUGAUGGGAGGAGUCUGGUAUAUGAAAAGGUGGAAGACUAAGCACCCGGAUCUCGAAAUGCGUCUGGCUGAGCCUGCGAGCCUUGACCCAGUGAGCGAGCCAGACUCUGAGGAUACGGGCAGGACUGACACAAAGGGUGCGAGCAAACUUGUGAGAGCUUUCUGA